AUGGCCUCCAUCGGUCCAGUGAGCACAGAAGUUUGCUGUGACAUAUUCAGGGAGCUGAGAAGCCAGAGUGUCCAGGAGAAUGUCUGCUACUCCCCUCUGCUCAUCAUUUCAACCCUCUCCAUGGUCUACAUAGGUGCAAAAGAUAACACCAGAGCUCAGAUAGAGAAGGCUAUCCACCUUGAUAAAAUCCCAGGAUUUGGAGAGAGUACUGAAUCUCAGUGUGGCACAUCUGCGAGCACCUACACUUCACUUAAGGACAUCGUCAGCCAAAUCACCAAACCAAGUGACAAUUAUUCGAUCAGCAUCGCCAGCAGACUUUAUGCUGAAGAGAAAUACCCAAUUCUGCCGGAAUACAUUCAAUGUGUGAAGGGACUGUAUAAGGGAGGUUUGGAAUCUAUCAGCUUUCAAACAGCUGCAGAAAAAUCCAGAGAGCUCAUAAAUUCCUGGGUUGAAAGUCAGACAAAUGGGUCUAUCAAAAAUAUCCUUCAACCAAGCUCUGUGAGUUCACAAACUGACAUGGUCCUGGUCAGUGCCAUCUACUUCAAGGGAUUGUGGGAGAAAGCAUUUAAGGAAGAAGAUACCCAGACAGCUCCUUUCAGAAUUUCUGAGCAAGAAAGCAAACCUGUGCAGAUGAUGUCUCAGACUGGUACAUUUAAAGUGGCAGAGAUCCCUUCUGAGAAAUGCAGAAUCCUGGAGCUUCCAUAUGCCAGUGGGCGGCUGAGCCUGUGGGUGCUGUUGCCUGAUGACAUCUCCGGCCUGGAGCAGCUUGAGACUGCAAUCACUGUUGAAAAUCUCAAGGAGUGGACCAGUUCUAGAAAGAUGGAAGAGAGGAAAAUUAAAGUUUAUCUCCCCCGCAUGAGGAUUGAGGAGAAAUAUAACCUCACAUCUGUCUUAAAAUCCUUGGGCAUCACCGACCUGUUCAGCUCAUCAGCCAAUCUCUCUGGCAUCUCUUCAGCACAGAGCCUGAAGGUGUCUGGAGCAUUCCAUGAGGCAUUUGUGGAGAUCUCUGAAGCAGGCAGUAAGGUGGUGCGCUCAUCAGGAGCUGGGGUAGAUGACACAAGUGUCUCUGAAGAGAUUAGAGCUGACCACCCAUUCCUCUUCUGGAUCAAGCACAACCCAAGUGACAGCAUCUUGUUCUUUGGCAGAUGCUUUUCCCCUUAA
Molecule: messenger RNA, 1161 nt
Organism: Serinus canaria (Common canary)
Lineage: Eukaryota; Metazoa; Chordata; Aves; Passeriformes; Fringillidae
Product: ovalbumin-like
Exons: 7
Coding region: 1-1161 (386 amino acids)
Biological process (GO): negative regulation of endopeptidase activity
Molecular function (GO): serine-type endopeptidase inhibitor activity
Source: RefSeq, a predicted model, not a curated record